ACGGUUACAAUCAAGUUUAGCCGCUGUUUUCAUUUAACCAUUCUAAGACGGGACAGAAAUAGGUUGUAAACAACGGGCAAACUAAAUGCUUUAUAUAUCAGUUGUUGUUUUAUUUAUUUCAACGUUAUUAAAUUGAAAAUUAGCUUUAAAACAUUACGGAUGGAAGCAAAGAAAAUAGUGGAGCCUCAAAAUCCGUGUUCUCCAAAUGCGGAAAGACCGUUUAAGGGCCACGUUUGUGGAAUAUGCCAGAAAUGGUUUAAAAGAUCAAGUGAUCUGCAUAGACAUGGAAGUGUACAUUCCAAUGAAAAACCUAUUUCUUGUGAUCAUUGCAACAUGAAAUUUGCAUCUAAAGAUAGAUUAUACUCACAUCGUAAAUAUUUCUCCCUAGAAAAGGCUUUUCAAUGUGAGUUUUGCCCAAUGAGCUUUAAAAUGUUUUCUAUUCUUAAACUUCAUAUGAUUAUUCACACUGAAGAGAGACCUUAUAAGUGUGAAAUGUGUAAUAAGAAUUUUCGUCGUAAGGGUGGGCUUGAAUAUCAUUAUAGCAGUCAAUCAUAUCUAGCUCAUCAUAGAAAAUUUGAAGAAUUUAAACAAUUUGAAUAUUUAAUCGAGAAAUAUAAAUCUAGAAAUGUUGAUGAUGGUGCUGUGCAUAUUUGUGCAGUCUGUAAAAAGGAAUUUAAAUCAACAAAAUGCCUCGAACGCCACUCUGUUGUUCAUGCUCAGAAGUGGUUUGAAUGUGACAUAUGUGGAAUACGUUCUAAAAGAAAAGAAUACAUAUCUAAGCAUAAACGCACAGUCCACUCUACUACUAGAAAGGAGCUUUUUCCUUGUGAUAUUUGCAAAAAAAAUUUUACUACCAAAUAUUCUGUCAAGUUACAUAAAGCUGCUCUCCAUGAAAAAUUCAGGUCAUUUCAAUGUGAAGUUUGUCCCCGAUCUUUUCUUAGGAAAAACGAUCUUGUAUCUCAUAUGGGUGUCCACAGUGGAGUGAAAAAUUUUGCUUGUAUUAUGUGUGACAAAAAAUAUAGAACAUUGAAUGGUUUGAAGUAUCAUAUGAGAGAGCACACGGGAGAAAAACCUUAUAUGUGUGAAGGUUGUAAUGCACGUUUUAAAUCAGGGGAAAUGCUAAAAAGUCACUCUAAAAAGUGUGAAAAAAUUAAAGCUAUUUUAGGAACAGAACACAAUACAGAUUGCAAAAUGGAACUUGAAUUGUUCCAAAAUCAAAACACAGAUUGCCAAAUAAAAAUGGUCAAAGUGCCUGAAAAAAAUAUAGCUGAAGAAACUGUGGAUCAAGCAACAUAUAAAAGUCUCGAAGCUACAAAGAAAGCAUUUAGUAAAAGGGAUAAAGUUUUUUCAUCUCAAAAUAUAAAGUUUAUAAAAGUUCAGAAUACAGCAGAACUGGACAUAUUGAGAUUAACAAGAUUAUUUCAGAGAUACAGGUGUCUUUCAAAUGUUUAUUCCAAAUAGCUUUAGUGUAUAUUAUAUCCAAUUGUGAUGUAGUGGCUUAUGGGGAAACUAUUGUUGUUCUACUGACAAUAAGACAAUUGUUACGAUCAUUACUAUAACUUUAUAUUUUAAUUUUAUUUGUAGCUACUUAUGCUAACCAGAUUUUUUUAAAAAAAAACAGAUUUAAUCUGUGAUAAUUUACUGAAAAACAAUUAGUAUAAAUUGUAAGCAUACAUGAAAGUAAAAUUUUUAUUACCUAUAAAACAUUGAGGUGUGAAAAAACUAAAACAUCUUAUUGUCUAGUACAUAACGCAAAAUUACCACCAUUCUCGUACCUAUAACUUUAAAUAAUUAUUUUAAUUAAUAUUAAUACCAAUGAUAACUGUUGAUUUAAUUAUGAACUACCAUUUUAUUAAAUUAAUCUAUUAACCUUUUUAUCUGGUAAAAAGUUAAAUUAAUUUAAUUGAACAUAUUACUUGUUAUGUGUUUCAUUAUAAAUUGUUUGUAUUAGUAAUCAUUGUAUAUUAUAUUAUGAAUCCAUGAUCAGCAUCUCUGAGAUAGUUGGUCACUGUUAAUCCUUACUUAUUUUUACUAUUCAGUAAAUUAAAGAAAUUUAUUGUGA
Molecule: messenger RNA, 2062 nt
Organism: Parasteatoda tepidariorum (common house spider)
Lineage: Eukaryota; Metazoa; Arthropoda; Arachnida; Araneae; Theridiidae
Product: putative zinc finger protein 66
Source: RefSeq, a predicted model, not a curated record